Messenger RNA from Lepisosteus oculatus (spotted gar), 2427 nucleotides. RefSeq names its product PR domain containing 8b (gene prdm8b). Gene Ontology annotation, cellular component: nucleus. Lineage: Eukaryota; Metazoa; Chordata; Actinopteri; Semionotiformes; Lepisosteidae. Gene Ontology annotation, biological process: regulation of DNA-templated transcription; oligodendrocyte development. The record is from RefSeq and is a predicted model, not a curated record. Gene Ontology annotation, molecular function: protein binding.
UGCAUCGGGUCCAUCUGUAUAACUAUACUCACAAAAUACGGGGCGCUCAUCAGCAGUGUCACUUUUCUUCUGAUAGGGCUAUGUACUGACUAAACGGAACACGAUAAAGUGUUUUUUUUUCUGCCACGUUGUAUUCAACAUUUUUUACCUUUGUGGAUUAUUAUUGUUCUUAACAAAAAGCUCAUGAUGGAGGAGUCCAGCUCACAGAAACUGUUAUGGGAUGGAGACGCCAAGGCGGUACAACAGUGUUUAACGGAUAUUUUCACCAGUGUGUAUACAACUUGCGACAUUCCUGAAAAUGCCAUUUUCGGACCCUGUGUUUUGAGCCACACAUCUUUGUAUGACAGCAUUGCUUUUAUUGCCCUCAAAUCCACGGAUAAAAGAACUGCACCAUACAUCUUCAGGGUGGAUACUUCAGCAGCCAACAGCUCCUCCGAAGGCUUGAUGUGGCUGAGAUUAGUCCAGUCUGCAAGGAAUAAAGAGGAACAAAAUCUAGAAGCCUAUGUGAAAAAUGGACAGCUAUUUUAUAGAUCUCUGAGGAGGAUUGAAAAGGAUGAAGAGUUGCUGGUUUGGUAUGGUAAAGACUUGAUUGAGUUGCUCCUACUUAGUUCCACUAGAGCACAAGGAAAAAUGAAAGGGUCUCCUCCAUAUUUAUGUCCAGACUGCAGCCAGCGCUUUCUGUUUGAGUACCCUUUUCUGGCACAUUUGAGAUUCCGUUGCAGCAAGAGACUACAAAGCGUUAACAGUACAGAUGAGGAUUCUAAAGACCACACUAACCCAAGUGCACCAAGACCAAGUGCAAAACUAAACAGAUCUGAGGGAUACUCUAAUUUACAGGAUGGGAAACCAUCUACAGAUUUUCAUAAUUUAGCCAGGGAUCUUGAAAAUAACAGGUCAUCACCCUCAAGUGACCAAGAAGCUGAAAUUAGAAGUGAAAGCAACAAUAAAAGGAAAUAUUCAGAGGCGGAUGAAAGUAGAAAUGGAAACUUAUCACGAUCUCUUACCUCAAAAGAUGAUCUAGUAAGCACAUCACAACAAUACAGAGGAUCAUACGUAGGUUUGGAAGAAAACAGAAGGGUGUUUUCUCCCUCUAGUCCAGAACCCACAGAAAGCAAGAGAAGUGCUUUCACAGAGGUAAAAAAAGCCUCACAUAGCCUAAAACAAAAAAACCUGGGGCCUAACACAGAAAACAAGGACAGUGGCAGGCCCAGUGGUAGCCCUGCUGAGAAACACCUAAAUGUGAGACAGGUUUUGACAGAAACGCAACCCCAGUCCCGCAUAGAUAGUUCUUCAAUGGGAAGUGCUUUUACUACAGUACACCAACAGCUUGGUGGUUCUGUGGAGAGGAAAAGUGCAUUCAGUCAACCAACUCGAUCCUUUUCUCAGCUGUCACCUCUUGUGAUGACCCCAAAGCUUCUCCCAACGGUGGACUGCCACCCCUCCGUUGGGGACACCAUCUCAUCCAGCAGACUCUACCAGGCAGAUCACUUAGCUGCCAAGCUUCAAAGUUCAGAUCUCAGCAACAAUUGCACAGUGCAAGGCGGCAUUCCCAAACAAAGUCCAUUUCUUUAUGCUACAGCAUUUUGGCCAAAGACCUCUGGACCUAUUCAGUUGCAGAUGCCCUCAGCUCUCACACUCUUGCCCCCUUCCUUCACCUCGCUCUGUCUGCCUGCUCAGAACUGGUGUGCCAAAUGUAACGCUUCUUUUCGAAUGACUUCUGAUCUCGUGUACCACAUGAGGUCUCAUCACAAAAAGGAAUACUCAAUGGAACCUUUGGUGAAACGGCGGAGGGAAGAAAAGCUGAAGUGCCCCAUCUGCAAUGAAUCCUUCAGAGAACGCCAUCACCUCUCCAGGCACAUGACAUCUCACAACUAGCUUUGCAGGAAAAGCCAAUUUAACCACAGUUCAAACUGGGAUUAUUACAUAACUGGAAAAUUCUGAAUGCACACAUUUUCACUUUCAAAUGGACUUUUGUCACGUGUCAUGUUUCAAAGUAUGCAAUUGCAUUUUGUUAAAUGAAAUAUUUAUCAUAUGAAGCACUUAUGAGUUGGAACUAUGGGUAACCAUAAUGAUAUGUGUAAAUGUAAGUUUUAUUUAUAUAAAAAGUAAAUGAAUAAAGAUGUAGUUACAUUCUAUUGGUUUAUUAUUUAAUGAUUUUGAUGCUAAUGCAAAAAAGUUUAAAUGGUUGAAUCAAACAAGAUUCUGACACCAGACUAUAUUUGAGAGUGCAUGUAAUAUUAAAUAGAUAUGAAUUUCAAAUACAGUCUAUAUAGUGUAAAUACCUGUUUUGUUUGAAUACAAAAGUGUAAUAAUUUGUGUCAGUGAGAAAUAGUUUGAGUGUUUCUUUCUUUUGCUGAAAUUUACUAUACUUGAUAGUUUAUCUAAUCAUGUUGAAUGCUUUGGCAAUAAAAAUAGUUUUAUUUUCAU